AUGCCUGAUCAGGAAUCGUCGUCAUUGCCACAGAAGGAAGACCUUUCGUCUGCUCGUCUGGGUAGUGUAGCUGUGGAGUGCAACAAACUCAAGGACGACUAUGAACAGUGCUUCUUCGACUUCUUUCCCCGCUUCCUCUGUGGCGAAAAGUUUAAGGAGGACCCAUGUGCCUCUCAACUGGAUGCUUAUCGUCAGUGUCUCCGUCGCCACCUGAGUGGAAGUAUGGGAGUGGAUUUGGACAAACUCGAUUCCCAACGUAUGUCCGCUGCCGAGAUGGCCGAAGUCAUGGCUCAGGGAACGAGUCGAAAGUCGUGA
This is a messenger RNA of Hydatigera taeniaeformis, 315 nucleotides long. NCBI's taxonomy places the organism in Eukaryota, Metazoa, Platyhelminthes, Cestoda, Cyclophyllidea, Taeniidae. The record is from the annotation of a GenBank genome assembly.